GGCUGUGAGACUGUGAGGACACAAACACUCAGGCGACGCAAGCGAGCCAAAGGUUUGCGCCAGUUGUCUCCCCCCAGUAGUUCCUCCUGCUGUCUGACGACUGUAGACGUGUUACACUCUCUCCUCAACAUGGACGUGCUGGGACUCGUCGAUGUUCCUGUGUGGCUGAUGUUGCUCAUCAUACUAGUGCUGACACUCUAUGUGUGCACGACAUGGAACCACGGCAUGUUUACGAGCCUGGGAAUACCUGGCCCCAAACCUGUACCAUUCUUGGGAAAUGCAAUGGACUUCGAGAAAAAGAGUUUUAUUUAUACACUACUAGAUUGGAGAAAACCAUAUGGUCACGUGUUUGGAACCUUCUUCGUCUCUAAACCGAUGCUUGUUGUCAGUGAUCUUGACAUAGUGAAAGAAAUACUGGUCAAGGACUUCAAUAAUUUUGUGGACAGAUUCUUUAUAGUUGACACCUUCCCGCCGGUAGUAGACAAAGGACUAUUUUUCACCGGAGGUUCAACGUGGAAGCGUCUUCAUAGGCUGAUGACACCUACGUUCACUGUCGGCAAGUUGAAGAAUAUGAGUCAUUUCAUGGACCGAUGUGCUAAAAUUCUGAAGGACAAUCUCCGGGAAAAAACGAAUCACAAAGAAGUGAUUGACACCAAUGAUGUCUUUGGCGCCUUCACCAUGGACGUGGUUGCGGGGACGGCAUUCGGACUGGAGACCAACUCCCAGACACAACCGGCCGAGCCCUUCGUCAAAAGCAUGAAGAACAUGUUCCACAAGAUGUCAGGAAGAAGAACCCAAUUGCUCUUAUUCGUAGGAAUGUUCCCGUUUAUGAGUCCACUCAUAAGGAGAUUGGGCAAAGGCAUAUUCACGGGAGAAGAGUCUGACUUUCUCGUCAACUCCGUGUACAGGAUGGUCGACGAAAGACGACAAGCAAUAGAAGACAAAAAGCGCACAGACUUCCUACAGCUGCUAGUCAAUGCCGAGGACACUGGGUUGGACGUCGCUCAGAAACGUAUGACGAGGGAGGAGGUUGCGGGUCAAGGCUUUGUCAUCCUGAUCGGCAGCUACGAGACAACAACCACCACCCUGCAGUACCUGACCUACAACCUGGCCAAGAACCAGGACGUUCAGCAGCGAGUGUACGAGGAGAUGAGAGACGAGCUGGGCGAUGAGGACCCCACCUACGACAACGUGGGCAGACUGAAGUACCUGGACACCGUCAUCCAAGAGACACUCCGGGUCUUCCCACCUGUGCCAUUGAUCACCAGAAAAGCACUGGAGUCAAGAACCAUUAAAGGAGUGACCAUUCCCGCCGGUAUGGGAGUAGGUAUUCCCAUCUACAGCAUCAUGCAUGACCCUGAUUACUUCGACGACCCGGAGGAAUUCCGGCCUGAAAGGUUUAGUGAGCUAAAAAGCUCCAAAAUACCCAGCAUUCUCCUGGAGCUGCCCUUUGGCUACGGUCCACGUCAGUGUAUCGGCAUGCGUCUGGCGCUUCUGGAAAUCAAGUUCGCUGCCGUGCGCAUCCUGCGUCACUUCCGGUUUCUUCCGUGCGAAGACACACCGGACAAGAUCGAAUUUGGGAAAUCUGGACUCACUUCACCCACGAAACCUAUCAAGCUGAGAACCGAACUCCGUGAGUGACAUCAGGAUGCCUCUCUCGAGGAACUGGAAACCGUGCAUGUGAUGAACUGUGUGCCUCACACUAUUGAGUUCAAAUGUUUGCUCUCACGGAAAGUGAUGUCAGCUAUCUGUGUACUGCACACUUUCUAGCCUUUAUUAACCUGUGUAUCUGUAGCUACAAUGUGAACAAUAAUUUAGUGCGCUAUGAAUCGGGAUUCCAGAGUAAUGUCAAAUGACAAUCAUUUGAUUAAAGCUUGCGGAUUUUAAAUGAUAAAGACCCUCUUGUUACAGCAAUCGUCGUUUGAAAAGGUUCUUUUCAUUUUUCUUAAAGGUCAGCUCGAGUGUAGCAAGCUAAGCUGCUAAAAUAACAGUCACAACUGACAGCACAUGAUAAUAUUUUAUUAUGCCUACCCAUAAACGAUACAUUAUGUUAAAUAUAUUAUGAAAUUAUAAAUUAUAUACACUUUAUUUGCAUAAAAAUGUUUUUUUCUCAUUUAUAAUCGUCAGUUGCAUAGAAAUUUCACUGUUUAAUUACUGGCACCUGUUCCCGUUUAGUGUAAGUUCCAGUUAAGUUUAAUUGUCACAUUCAAUUACAUACUGUUUUUUAAGCUCACUACCUUUGUGCGUUUCUAGAAAAUUUUGUAAUCGAUUUUCACCCAGUUAAAGGUCUAAAAUUUUCAUUAAUUACUUAUUUCCUGUGACAAUUAAAUCAUUUCCAUCAGUUGACAAAUGGUAAAAUCAUUUUAAUGAUUUGUAAAUUUUUGUAUGGGAACAUUGUUAUUAUUAUAGAACUAGGGAAUUAUCUCCCCUGAUUCGGCUUAUGACGAAAUAAAAAAGAUCGAUAAUUUAACCUGUGUGCGGCUCGUGCUGCUGAAUGUUGUCCAGAAGUGAUAGCGUUCUUCGGAGCUGUGCAGAAACUGUACAAUAUAUUUAGGAGAAGCCCUCAGAGAUAGGACAUUUUGACAGAAACUAUAUUGACUGUUCUUUGUGCAACUUAUCAGUCAUUCCUGAAUGUAAAGGGCUUUAAUAUACACCACAACUUCUCUUAUCUCUGAUGCAUGGUAAACAAAAGAAGCAAAGACGUAGUAUAAUUAGCAUUCUGUUAUCUGGCAUCAAGAGUGUGAAAUGGAAAAGGGAAGAGUGCAUAGUGUAUUUUUUUUAGGAAUAAACAGUUUACUAAGUCCAUAUAUUCAGGGCAUGCAAAGAGAAAGUGCUGUUCAGUAUCAACUGUGUCAAAGCAAAAGGCAGUUCAAACAUUCUGAGUGAGUUAAGCAAUAACGCUGCUGAUAGUAUUUAAUUACAGUUAUGCCCAUUCUACAUUUUAAGAAAGUAUUUCAUAGGUCUCUGUGUUUCAACCAGACAAGGUAGUUGCUUCAAAUGAGUCUUGAAUGUAUUAUAUGGGAAAUAUCUUGAUCUGCUUUAAAUCGCAUCAUGCCACUGCUGGUGGUGACAGUCUAUCUAUCAGCCUCUGUUUCAGGAUUUGUUAAAAAAAAAAUAAAAGUUUAUCGUCUCCAGUACCUUGAGAUUCCCACACCAUUCCAAAACCGUAUUAAUACAAAAAUAUCUUAAUAAAGUGUAACCAUGU
Pomacea canaliculata is the source of this 3205-nucleotide messenger RNA. Its product is annotated as cytochrome P450 3A5-like. The transcript is spliced from 14 exons. Lineage: Eukaryota; Metazoa; Mollusca; Gastropoda; Architaenioglossa; Ampullariidae. Bases 130 to 1641 code for a protein of 503 amino acids. The record is from RefSeq and is a predicted model, not a curated record. Gene Ontology annotation, molecular function: oxidoreductase activity, acting on paired donors, with incorporation or reduction of molecular oxygen; iron ion binding; heme binding.